Molecule: messenger RNA, 1353 nt
Organism: Acomys russatus (golden spiny mouse)
Lineage: Eukaryota; Metazoa; Chordata; Mammalia; Rodentia; Muridae
Product: sperm motility kinase 2A-like
Exons: 3
Coding region: 1-1353 (450 amino acids)
Biological process (GO): intracellular signal transduction; protein phosphorylation; microtubule cytoskeleton organization
Cellular component (GO): cytoplasm
Molecular function (GO): tau-protein kinase activity; protein serine/threonine kinase activity; ATP binding
Source: RefSeq, a predicted model, not a curated record
AUGUCUACACCUAGUGAUGAAGAGUCACCAGAACCCAGCCCCCAGCCAAGUUUCUCUGAGAAGGAAAACUUCCACUCACAAUACAAAAUCAUAAAGACUAUUGGCCAGGGGAGCAAUGCCAAGGUCCACUUGGCCCACCACCGUCUAACAGGCACACCCGUGGCUGUCAAAGUUGUUGUAAAGAAGGAGCAGCUAAUCACAUCCGAGGCAGAAAUAAUGAUGAUGACAAAUCAUCCCAACAUUGUAUCACUUCUCCAGGUCAUCGAGUCGGAGAGGAGAAUAUACCUUGUGAUGGAGCUGGUCGAGGGCCAACAGCUUUACCAACAUAUCCGAGAGUCCGGCCACCUGGAGGAGGAUGAGGCCCGGGGAAUAUUCAGGCAAAUUACAGCAGCUGUGAGCUAUUGCCACAACGUGGGUAUAAUUCACAGGGACCUCAAACCAGAUAACAUCAUGUUAGAGAGGAAUGGAAGAGUAAAAAUCAUUGAUUUUGGUCUCGGAACCCAAGUCUACCCAGGGCAGAGGCUGAGCCAGCAAUGUGGCGCUUACUCUUUUGGUGCCCCAGAACUCUUCCAAGGUAGACUUUAUGAUGGCACCAAGAUUGACAUAUGGACCUUAGGUGUUGUAUUAUAUUAUAUGGUGGUUGGGAGGGUCCCAUUUGAUACUGUCAUCCUAUCAGAACUGCGAAAUAAGGUUGUGUCAGGGAAGUAUUUUAUACCAUCUGAACUCUCCAAGGAACUUCGGGACCUGAUUAGCCUUUUGCUAACGGUGAACCCAAAAUAUCGGCCUACCAUCAAUGAAGUGUUGACACAUCCCUGGCUCAAGAAACACACAGAGGGAUUCCAUAAUCACCCCGAGGAAAUGAUCCCCAGGCUUGCUGACCCUGCAGUUCUCAAAGCAAUGGGAUAUAUUGGUUUCAAAUCCCAAGAGAUCAAAAACUCCUUGGAAAAAAAAACAUUUAACCAGGCCAUGGCAUGCUAUUACUUCUUGAAAGGACAGAUUCUCCAGGGGCAGGGCUGCACAUCCAAGCCUCCUUUCCUUAAUCCAGGUGUGACACCAUUUCCUUCACUAGAAGACCCUGCUGCUUUCCCUCUGAAACCAAGGAGGAGGGGAAGUGAGCCUGCCCUUGGCUCAUUGCUCAGGUCAUCCUCAGGUCAAGAGGAGUCUGCCUGUGGCCAGAAGUGGGGACCCAAUAUCACUGAUGUGGACCCAACUCUAAAAGGUGCUUCUGUGGACCCCAUCCCUUCAUCGGGAGUCCAUCUCCCCAUAAAGCCAACAGCUCCCUCAGGGAACACGGCGGCAGGCAUGGCAGGGAACAUGGUGGCAGGCAUGGCAGGUGUGGCGCUGGAGAAGUAG